AUGUCCGAGGUGAAGAACCGGAAGAAGUCGGCACCCAGGACAGCAUCCUCGGAGCCCAGGAAGCGGAGCGAGGGCGGGAAGAGCGUCGAGGCCCAGGGCGGUGGAGGCAGGGGCUGGGCGGACCCCCGGACAGGCCUGAGCUUACUGUCGCUGGGGACAUGCCUGGGCUUGGCCUGGUUUGUAUUUCAGCAGUCCGAAAAGUUUGCAAAGGUGGAAAGUCAAUACCAGCUACUGAAAAUAGAAAACAACGAGUUCCAGGGACUUCAAAGUAAAAUCAGUUUAAUUUCAGAAAAGCUUGAGUCUACUGAAAGUAUCCUGCAGGAAGCUACAUUAUCCAUGUCUUUGGUGACCCAGUUUGAGCAGGAAGUGUCCAGCCUCCAAAGCGUCAUACAUGGCAUUCAAAAUAGCGAAGAGAUGCUCACUCAAAAGAUGCAAAGCCUUAAUGAGAAAUUCCAGAAUGUUACAGAUUUGUGGAAGAGAAGCCUAGAAGAAAUGAAUGUUAAUACAAACACUUUCACGUUAGAAGCAAAACAUAUACAUUCUCAAGUUACUGUCCAAAUUAACUUGGCUGAACAAGGGCUAAAAUUGCUCACCCAAAGACUGAAAGAGUUGGAAGACAGCACACUGAGAAAUAUUAGAACAGUCAAAAGACAAGAAGAAGAAGAUCUUCUCCGAAUAGAGGAGCAACUUGGCUCUGAUGCAAAAGCAGUUGAAAAGUUACAAGAGGAACAACAUGCUCUUUUUGCCAGAGAUGAAGACUUGACUAGUAAACUUUCCAACUAUGAUACCAAAGUUGAAGAAUGCAAGACACAUUUACCAAAAAUUGAAAAUGCUAUUCACUCUGUUCUCAAAGUCUCUCAGGAUCUAAUAGUGACAGAAAAGAAAAUGGAAGAGUUGACUAUACAGAUGUUUAAUAUGGAGGAUGAUAUGCUGAAAGCAGUUUCUGAAAUUUUGGAGAUGCAGCAAACCCUUGAAGGAAUUCAGUAUGACAAUAGCAUAUUAAAAAUGCAAAAUGAACUGGGUGUUCUGAAAGGGAAAGUUCAUGACUUUAUAGCAUAUUCAAAUACAAGAGAAAAGAAAACUUUUGAAGAACAUAAUCCAGAAAAUAAAGGAAUUGAUGGUGAUUUUUAA
Molecule: messenger RNA, 1131 nt
Organism: Chrysochloris asiatica (Cape golden mole)
Lineage: Eukaryota; Metazoa; Chordata; Mammalia; Afrosoricida; Chrysochloridae
Gene: IKBIP
Product: IKBKB interacting protein
Exons: 3
Coding region: 1-1131 (376 amino acids)
Source: RefSeq, a predicted model, not a curated record